UUUUUUAGUUGAGUGUUGUGAGCCCGAACUGUGUGGUGUUUCUGUUUUGCAUUUGCAUUUGCCUUUUGUCACUUUGCUUUCGCCGCUGUUCGAGUAGAGUUAGAAGCCAAAAAAUACGUUCGUCGUCGUCAAACAAACUUUAACUCCUUUUGAUUGAAUUAUUAUUUGUUUUUAUUUGACAAAGUUUUAAACAACAAAUUGCGCGUAAAAGUUUGUCAGUUUUUUUAGGUUCUUGACAAACUUUUUUUGGAAAUUUUCAACACAAAUAACAGAAAACUAAGCAAACAUUCAUAAACACGUGAGAGCAUCUCGUUCAUACAUAAGUCUGUCAUCUUCGUCGCCGUGUCCGUAUAUUGUCGUUGUUGUUGGGAAAAUUAAUUGCACGAGUUCGUAGAAAGUAUCCGGGAAAUAGGACAGUGUGGAAUGAAUGCUUAACUGUUUUGACCCUAUUUGUGGAUUCUGUGGAUAUUUUUUCGUUUGUUUGUGGAUAACUCUCUUUAAUUGCUCGUUGUUACUUCUUUUUUUGAAUAUUUUGAAAGCAGCUUCGUGGGUAAAUAACUACCUCGAUAUUUUACGACAAAAACAAAAGUGAUAAACAUCAGCCAUCAUGAGUGCCGAUUGUGGUCUUUGGAUUGCUAAAUAUAUACUAUGUAUAUUUAAUUUUUUCUUUUUUGUCUCUGGCACAAUUGUGUUAAGUGCAGGAAUAUGGUUAGCUGUAGACAAAGCAUCUUUAAUUGCGUUAACUAAAAUGGCGGAUAAUGAGAAUAUAAAUCACUUUACCCAGCCAGCUGUGAUAGAACAAAUGGCCUACGUGUUAAUCGUAUGCGGAGCGAUAAUGUUCGUAUUGAGUUUCCUUGGUUAUUGCGGUGCAAUAAGAGAGUCUAAAUGUCUGCUGACGACGUAUGGAGUUUUCAUGAUUUUGCUCUUGGUAACAGAAUUUGCUGUUGGUGGACUUGCCUCUGCAUACAAAGACAGAGCAAGAAGUGAAACAAAAUCCUUCCUACAAUCUACUAUAACGAAAUAUUAUUCUACUGGCGAACACACCGAUGCUGUCACUCUUAUGUGGGAUCAAAUGAUGGGAACAUUUUCUUGUUGUGGUGUUGAAAAUUAUCGUGAUUUUGAUUCAUCUGAAAGCUGGACAGCAAACAAGCAAAAUCGAACAAUCCCCGAAGCUUGUUGCGUUCUUACCGAUAUUCCCAAGUCGAUACCACGAGAUGAAAAUUGCACAUCAAAUCCAUCUGAUAACAAUAGUUAUUAUGAAAAUGGUUGCUAUAAUGCCUUUAUUGACUGGAUUCUGCUCCACAAAGAAAUCGUCCUUGGAGUUCUUCUUGGUGUUGGUAUUGUUCAACUCUUAGCAAUAUUCCUCGCAUUUUGUCUUUGCAAAUCUGUUGCAAAGUAUCAUGGCAUGAGACUGUAGAUAUUUUUCAAUUUAGAUUAUUUUUUACCAUCGAUACACAAAUUAACCUUUUUUGGUAGCCAUUUUUUUUGUUUAAUUUGAAUUUCUAAACAGUUACAAAUAUUUGAAGCAAUAUUUUUAUUUUUUAUUUUUAAAAACUUUCGAAAAAAAAGUUUAAUUUAAAACAAAAAUCAUAAAUACCACAGAAGGAAGGUACCUAAAACAUAUACCUACACUAUUCUUAAAAAAAAACUCGAAUUUUGAUUUAUUAAUAUUUUUAAGGAUCAUUUUCUUGAUCAACACAAAACUCUUAUUUAGACGACGCUCGAACUACACUCUAAGUAGUUUUGAUAGAAAUAGUAUUUUUUUUUAAAUGAAUUCUGACCAAUUUUUUUUAAUUUUGUUUUUAAAUAAUGAAAUGAAUUUAAAAUUCACAUUUUAAUACUACGAGUAUUCAAAAUAUUAAGCAUUUAUGUGAAUAUAAUAGAAUAUUUAAACAAAAAUAUUUGUACAAUAAUCAUCAAUUUUAGAUUUAUAAGUGUUAAACGAUUAGAAUUGUUUCUAUAUAUUAAAUUAAUUUAAAUGUUA
This is a messenger RNA of Episyrphus balteatus (marmalade hoverfly), 1984 nucleotides long. RefSeq names its product tetraspanin-18. The transcript is spliced from 8 exons. Bases 608 to 1417 code for a protein of 269 amino acids. The record is from RefSeq and is a predicted model, not a curated record. Lineage: Eukaryota; Metazoa; Arthropoda; Insecta; Diptera; Syrphidae. Gene Ontology annotation, cellular component: membrane.